This is a messenger RNA of Megalobrama amblycephala (Wuchang bream), 2249 nucleotides long. It is a transcript of the gene six2b, whose product is annotated as SIX homeobox 2b. Gene Ontology annotation, cellular component: transcription regulator complex; nucleus. Lineage: Eukaryota; Metazoa; Chordata; Actinopteri; Cypriniformes; Xenocyprididae. Gene Ontology annotation, molecular function: RNA polymerase II cis-regulatory region sequence-specific DNA binding; DNA-binding transcription factor activity, RNA polymerase II-specific. The transcript has 2 exons. Gene Ontology annotation, biological process: regulation of transcription by RNA polymerase II. Bases 1147 to 2019 code for a protein of 290 amino acids. The record is from RefSeq and is a predicted model, not a curated record.
UAAAAUAGAUUAAUACCACUGAGCAGCAUAUUCGAUCUAAAAAGACCUAAUAUGUUUUGCUUUCAUAUGCAAACUAACAACAAAUUAUUUUCAUGACUCGGUGAGAGCUGGCAUAUACUGAAUAUAUUAGCUGCCCAUAAAAUGAAUUUGCCAAAUAUCCGUGUCCCUCUGGAACCAAAUGCUAGAAUUACAAUGUCCAUAUGAAAAAGUACGCUGGAGUCGCGUUACAUUCCAAAAUAACUCGUCAGAUACACGACACCAGAGACUUCUCGUCACAAACAUCAAUCCAGCAAACCUUUGGUGCCCGCCAUCCAUUACUAAUAAAAUAAUUAAUUCGAAAACAUAUUUAAAUUGUUUUCACAGAUUUUCUUUAUGUUUCCCUUAUGUUAAAAGCUAUUUGCAAAUUUGCACAAAUAUUUUAUUUGAUGAUUCCGUGUUAGUUUAGAAAAUGACGUAAAUGCAGUAUUCACGUGUCGUCUAUGCAUUUUCAUGCAAACAAGUGAUGGUGAAAUGAAACUACAGUCUAUCAAAAGGGCAGUGGUUUCCCUACAAAACUUUUUGUUAAUAACAAAAACAUGUCACUGUAGCUAUAGCUAGAUUUCCCCUUAUUUUGAGAUUAUAAUAGAGCACAGCAGUGUCUGUUUUUGGAGUGUGUUGCGCGCACUCCUUCCCCCGAGGUGCAUGACAUCCAAGUGCCACUCUAUAUCCAAGAGGCAGGGUCAGUUUCUGCUACACAACUUCUCUCCACACUUGCCCGUAUGAUUCCCCAGGAGGAUGCGCUAGCCGUCCUUACACACUAGCGAGUCUGUAAGAGAUAUGAUAACCAGAGGGCGGGCUGAUAGCUAAGGACAGUCGAGGAAAAAGAAUCUAUUGCGCACGAGGAGAGCGCGUAAGAAUGAAAUGAUUAGCGCGUCAUGAUAUUGCAACUAAUGUGAUUGAGCGAUGCAAGACGCUGACUCAAACUGUUAGUUUUUCUUGUUUUUUUGUUUUGUUUUUUUUACUUUGGACUUUUUUCAUGGAAAAUGUACAUCAAGAAUUGAAAUUCUGCAGUUGGGGGAGCUUCAUUGCUUGAGUUUCCAAAGUGGAUAUCGUCUUAAGAGUGGGUGAGAUACGCACAGGACAUCAAGUAUCCCAUUGCGCUCAACUAUGUCUAUGCCACCAACUUUUGGAUUUACCCAAGAGCAGGUUGCCUGCGUUUGCGAGGUCCUUCAGCAAGGUGGGAGUAUCGAACGUCUCGGACGCUUUCUGUGGUCCUUACCUGCUUGUGAGCACCUCCACAAAAACGAGAGCGUAUUGAAAGCGAAAGCCGUGGUUGCUUUCCACCGGGGCAACUUCAGGGAGCUCUACAAAGUAUUAGAGAGCCACCAGUUUUCUCCGCACAACCACCCUAAACUGCAACAGCUCUGGCUGAAAGCGCACUACAUCGAAGCGGAGAAAUUGCGCGGUCGUCCUCUGGGCGCAGUGGGAAAGUACCGCGUGCGCAGAAAGUUCCCGCUGCCUCGAACCAUUUGGGAUGGAGAGGAGACCAGCUACUGUUUUAAAGAGAAGAGCCGGUGUGUGCUUAAAGAGUGGUACACUCACAACCCGUAUCCUUCCCCGAGAGAGAAGAGAGAACUGGCCGAGGCCACGGGCCUCACCACGACGCAGGUCAGCAACUGGUUCAAAAACAGAAGGCAGAGGGAUCGUGCCGCAGAAGCAAAGGAAAGGGAAAACGAUGGAGCAAAUCCAAGCGGCCACAACCCACUGACCUCUCACGUGAACGAAAACAAAUCUCUAUGUGAAAGUUCGGAGGAUGAUAAAUCUCCCGCGGCGACUCCGGAUCACACCUCCAUGAGCCCGGCCAUCCUCAUGCCCUCCAGUUCAGGUCUGCCACCCCUGCACAGCUUUGCGCCUCCGCCCGGCCCCAGCGCCUCCAUCAUCCCCGUCAGCGGCUCAGACUCUCAGGGCCACCACCACUUCUCCAUGCACGACGGCCUCCUCAACCCCAUGACGGCCAGCCUGGUGGAACUUGGAUCAUAAGGAAUAAAGAACAUCUUCUUUGACUUUCUCAGCAAUUAUAGCUUCGUUAUCAUAUACCAAACAUUUUAUUAGUCAAGAGUAGAGGACAUUAGCCAAAAAAUGCCGGGCCUACGUGAAGAACGAUGUUUCCAUCAGAAAUUACUGUAACAAUUUAAUGUAAUCAAGGGAUAGUUUUUGAUAUGUCUAGCUAUAAAAUGAACUAAUAAAAUAUAUAUUUAAUAAAGUCAAAA